UCCCUAAUUUCGCGCCCUUUGGUGUUCAAGCACGCAACUUUGCGCCUUUCUUGACAACAUAACAUCUUUAUUGACAACAUAGUACCUUUCACUUGUACAAACCUCUAUCAAUCUAACCUACUUAUAAUACGUCCCCAGCCCAUCAUGGACGUCUUACUCAACAGCUCUGGAGAUCUUCCAGCUGCAAAGCACUUUCAUAUCAAUCCUCCCAGCACAUUAAAGACCCGCGCCCAAAUAAGUCGAAACCACUUCGUUCGCGCCACAGCAAAGCGUCAGUCCCAACACAAAGGCGCCAACCUGUGCCGCGACACCGGUUUCCCCUGCACGACUUCAAGUUUUGGAGAAACGCACUGUCUGCGCUGUGGACAACAGGAUAGUACAAACACAAACGGAGGCGCGCGCCGUCCUCAGCUCGAAAAGAUCCUGCACUACGAGAUCUCGACGGGGAACUUGCAGCGCGCGAAUCCACGAUGGACACACGUCCAUCGGAACCGCAUGGCCCGGAAACAUGACCACUCCAGUCUUGGUGGUUCUUCCGAUGAGGUCGAGGGGAGAGAUCUAGCGAACAGCAGGAUCUCUCUGCCUGUUGACCGCUUUCGGCUCGUGAGGAGACCUACGCUUGAGAGGGAGGAGGCAUUUCGCGAUGCUUCGACUGCGAGGGGGAAUGUGUACCUUGGACGAAAGAUGCCCAUGACGGAGGACGAUGAAGUCGCUGAGCUGUAUCGCAUGGGACUGCUGUACGACGACGAGCAGAUCAGGGGCGAGGGCUUCAAUCUUGACAGUAUCAAGCACGAAGAACCCACCUACUCCAUCCGCCCAGCCAAGCGAUCCCGCAAGAAGCGCGCUCAGAGCUUUAGCUUCAACCAGCCUCUUCAUCUCGAUCUCUCCUUCACAGACCUCGGCGGCUCCCAAGCCCUCGCUCAAAUCCUCUCCUCCUCCGACGACACAGUCCCCUCCGCCACACCCACACGCAGCUUCGCUCCUCUGCGCGUGAUAUACGAACUCGACGGUUCAAACCCCUCCUUCGACGUCGAUACGUCUCAACCCCCCGAUCUAAUCUCAGACUACGAUUGUCUUUCCGACAGUGAACUCGACGAUUUACCCUCUCAGAGGGAAUUUCUAGAUAGUGCAGCUACGCCUGGUUCAGAGACGUGGGUGGUGCUAGGUGACGACUCGUAGCAGGUCCGAACUCGGAAUACGCAAACUGCAGUUUUGUGGUUCUGAGCAAAGAUAUAGCGAUGGGAGAGCCUCAUCGUCGGACUGGUCCUCAUUAAACUUGGCGCUGCCUGGGAGUUUCUGAACUGGGGUGAGGCGCUGGUGCUCGCAGAAAUGCUUGAGCAUCGCGAUGGAGUUACUUAUUAUGGGUAGCGACCUGCUUGCAUAGUUGAAACGAGUGCUGUUUUUGUUUUGGAUUUGUCCUACGGGACUUUGGAUAUUGUUAUUUAUAUAGCGCAAUUGAUGGUUCAGCCUUGAUCUGAACCUGUACUAUCUCCUCAA
Molecule: messenger RNA, 1497 nt
Organism: Fusarium oxysporum Fo47
Lineage: Eukaryota; Fungi; Ascomycota; Sordariomycetes; Hypocreales; Nectriaceae
Exons: 1
Coding region: 145-1179 (344 amino acids)
Source: RefSeq, a predicted model, not a curated record